UUAACAUUAUUUUCGUGUUAUUUCUGUUAUUUUGUGAUUUUAAUCAUUGAAUGAAAUUCUAAAGAUCCGUGAAGUAAAUCAUUGCAGUUUUGUUCUUUGAGUUUGUCAACUUGAGCUUAGACACUAUCGUGCUUGCCCGUUCCAAUUGCUUUAGAGAAAGACCUUAUGCUGCAUACCUAUGGCUGUGCUAUUUUAACACAAAGCAGCAACACUUUAUUCCUUGAAAGAAGUUUGGAGGAAAUUUAAUCAAUAUGGAGUAAAAAUUCUUACUCUCAGUAACUGUAACUGUGCGACCCGUAUAGUAAUAUUCAACUUUUAGACUUAAUUGUGUGUACGUAGCGGGCAAAAGUGCUUAGCAGUGUCGGAAACUUUGAAAUUUACUUGAAUUUUUUUAUUGUUAAGUUCGCAUUAUUAUUGAAAUAAGUUGAAAAAGUUUUGAAGGACCGAAGAAUAUGUACUGAGAAAAUAUAUAAAAUGAAUUGAAUUAAAUGUUAAAAAAAUAAAAUUUGUUCAAUAAAAUUGACUGUGAAAAUAGCGAACGGAAAUGAAACGGAAAAUGAAAAUUCAGAUUGUAUCGCUUUGAAUAAUUGAAUUUUGCAAUAAUUCAACUUCUGCUCAUCGAUUUCAGUAUCGAAAAGAUCAAAUUAAUUAAAAUUUAAUUAAAUCAACAUAUCAGGCGAUAUACACUGCGUAUGAGCAACAUUAAAUUUUUUUGAUGUUCUCGGCAGAAAACAUAAGGCAUAGCCGCAAAUCUGCAACUGAGUGUGCUUGAUUGAAAAACAAUGAUUGCAAUAAGAGCAGCUACAACCACAACAACAGCACAUAAAAUAUCAACAAAAUUGAACAAAAUUUUAAAAUAAAACAUAAAACAAUAUGUUAUUUCCGACUUCGUGUGGCCCCGGGCCGCCGUUGAAUUUCAAUACAAAAUAUUCGCAUGAUUUAAGUAUAGAAGCCAAAAAGAACAACAACAGCGGCGGCAGCGACAUCGGCAGAAGCAACAACAACAGUAACAAAAUUAGUUCCAAUAAUCCAAGCAUAACCAACAACAUCAAGAGCAUUAACAUCAGCAAAAAUAAAAAACAUAAAAACUCUUGCAAACAACCAGUGCAGCGAUCUUGGCUACAACAAUGCAGUAACAAAAACAAAUACAAAAACAACAACAAUGGCAGCAGCGGCAGCAGCAAAGUUUGGCAUACCAAUAUUCUAACAACAGCUUCGAAUACUCCCAAAUGGCUUCUAAUGCUCGUAAUGCUUUUUGCUAUUUUGGCUCAAACAUCGCAUCAAGUAGCAGCAGAGAAAAGUAAACACUAUUACAUGCAAUCACUGUGUAAGAAUCACUUCCUGCAGCAGCUCUAUCGCAAAAUCGAUGGCGCUGUACUUUGGUCUCAGAACGAAAGGAACCUCGACUGCGUCAUCACCUUCCAGACUCAUUCGAUUCUGCAACGCUUCAUGCUUCGCUUCGAUAUGUUGCAACUGGACUGUAACGAUCAUUUGUACGUCUACGACGGAGCGCACGCGGUGGCGACACCAAAGGCUGAUAUCUCCUGUCGGAAUACAAAACAAACCGUCAGUUCCAUACUUACUCGCACCAAUUUUGUCACACUCAAAUAUGUCACUGAUAAUUGGGGCACAGACACGACAGGAUUCAAAUUGGUAAUAACAUCAGUAAAAGAUCCAAAACACACCUGUAAAGAUUUUACUUGCGCCACUCGCGAGUUUUGUAUUAAUCCAGAUUUACUCUGUGAUGGCAUUAAUCAUUGCGGGGAUAAUUCCGACGAAUCAGUACAUAAUUUAUGUCAAAGUGAAUCCACAAGCACAAUCUUUGGUGUUGAUAUGACGUGGUUUGUGCUGAUUGUCGUCACCAUUGUUUUGAUACUGUCCGCGGUCAUUGUUGGAAUAUCAAUUUGUUUCUGUCGAAGGCAGGAAGACGCAAACCUUAAUCAAAAUACUACAAUGCAAAUGCAUCACACAGCCGAAACAAAUGGCUCAUCAAAGCAUUUACACUACCAUCAUGGCGGUACAUUGUCACGAGAGCAUACGCAACUACCGCCUCAAACGUCGGGAAACUGGCUUCACCCUGCGGGACCAUCAGGGUACCUCCGCAUUCAACACUUAUUGAAGAUGGCCACCAAAGUCCGUCCCAUUUGGUGCUUGGCAAAUUCCGUCAAUUAGGUCAAGAUCUUUCACAAAACGCUGGCGUCAUUGGCGUCGUUAACCACACGAACGUUAAUCCAAAUGCAGCCGUCGGCACUGCACAAAAGGACGAAUGGUUCGUUUAAAACGCGACGUGUUAUACAAAAUGGCGCGUAUUCGUUCGUUUGUUCGUUCAUUCGUUUUUCUUGCGUUCGAAACAUUUUUUCAAUUAGAAACAAAAAAGUGAAAGUUUGACUUGGAAAUAAUAUUUAAUUAUAAUAUUAAACAAAAAAUACAUUUUUUAGUAUAACGAACAAAGGCAUGCGACACAUUAAAUUCAAUUGUUUUUUUUUCAAAAUUUUAAAAUUUAAAUUCGCUCCUGUUCUGUAGACUGUGUUUGCAUGGAUUUGUGCACGUUAAAAAAUAUUGAAGAAGAAAACAUUUUUAGAAAACAUCAGCAACUAAAAAAUUUUUUUUUGUUUAAAAGGAUAUUUGCAUAGCAUUAAAUGAAGACUGUACAACAUCAACAACAAUUAUAGUGGACAUCACCGCGCAGGGUGUAUUGAAAGAGAUUUUACGUACCCAAAUCUCUGAGCGUUGAGCUUAAAUUAAAUAAGAAUUUAAUUUUUGCGGGAUAAGCAACGCAAUUGUAAAUAAAUUAUAUAUAAAUA
Molecule: messenger RNA, 2804 nt
Organism: Teleopsis dalmanni
Lineage: Eukaryota; Metazoa; Arthropoda; Insecta; Diptera; Diopsidae
Gene: loaf
Exons: 8
Coding region: 874-2172 (432 amino acids)
Molecular function (GO): protein binding
Source: RefSeq, a predicted model, not a curated record